Molecule: messenger RNA, 5157 nt
Organism: Toxoplasma gondii ME49
Lineage: Eukaryota; Apicomplexa; Conoidasida; Eucoccidiorida; Sarcocystidae
Product: DHHC zinc finger domain-containing protein
Exons: 2
Coding region: 1382-4516 (1044 amino acids)
Molecular function (GO): palmitoyltransferase activity
Source: RefSeq, a predicted model, not a curated record
UUUCUCCGCUUUUCCGCUGCAGGUGACUCAUCCUUUCUUUCUCUUGCUUAAUUGGGUGUCUGAGAGCCGUCCCGAACCUCUAGAGGAUAUGGAGCUGCACGAACAUCCGUCCGGCGGCCGAUCACGAGUGUGCCGACGACGCGUGGCUGCUCCUCCGGACGUCGACGUUUCUGAAUUUCCCAGCGGCUCUCACAUCCAUUUCGCAGUUUCUUUUCUUUAAAAGCGUUGGCGACCUCAGUUCUAUCGGAACUUUGGAGACUCUCGCCGUCGAUUUUUUCGAUCUGAGCGCGCUUUUCUCCGAGCCGCUCUUAUGUCUGGUGACUGUGCCGGCGCCGAGCAGGACAAGCGUGGUUCUUUGGGAGAAAACUGGUCUUCCUCCUUCGUUCGACUCUCAGGAGUGUUUCGAACUUAUGAAGCGUCUUUUCAUUUUUUUCCACCCCGGGUUUGUCGGAAAUGUGUAGUGCCUGUCAAGGCUUGUAGCACUCUCUUCAUGCGCUUCAACGUCCCAGCGAGUCCUAUCGGACCUAAACGGUCUUUUUUCUGUCUUUUGCACCGGGAAAAACGCAUUCUUGACAAGAGGGAUAGGCAAAUCUCGAAGAUUUUCGCGAGUGGAUGGCGGGUCUCCUUGAGGCGCCUGCGUUUUUUCACCCCUUCCUCGUUUUAUCUCUGCUUUCCCUUUUUUUUUACUUUUCUGUUGUCCUUCCGUCUUGCUAAAACCCCCUGACAGCCAGCAUGUUGUCCUGUGCACUUCUCAUGGGUUGCUUUAGCCGCGGUUGCCGCGCUCAUUCAUGUCUCCCUGAAGUUCUUUCUCUGCUCUGCUUCCUUCUUUACAGCUGCCUCGCGGUAGCAGCAGACAUCGAAGGAAAAACGGCAGAGACUGUAGGAAGUAGAUGUGCGACUAUUAAACACGCCUCCCAGAGGCCGUGAUAAAACUAUUUCCAACGCUGUACCCCUCUGCCGACAUGUCCUCUCGGCGUUGUUCCUCGCUACACAGGAAGCCCAGGCGCGAGUUGACAGUCGCUGAACCUUUUGUCUUGACGUUACAGUUUUCGCUUCUUGUUUAGCUCUCUUGACGAAAAGUAAAAUCCCCUCAUUCGUUCUCCAUCGGCACAUCGCGCCUCUCUCUUCUCCAGAGAUCCGCGCCGAAAAGCGGUGCAGCCUAGUAGGUGAUGCACGGCGCUGCAAGAAGAGCGCAGUCAGCGGUCGUCUCGUCCUCGGCGAACCGCGAAAAGUAUCUGCUUCAUGCCUCCCGAUUCACCGCGGUUGGUGGAUCGGAGUUGGACGAUCGUUUUCAAGCUUGAACGCCAGUCUCCCUUUUCAAGCCUUCUGUGCAUCUCCGCAUUCGACUACUGAGAAGCUGUACAGAGAGCAGUGCUCGACGAUGGUGCUCUUCACCGCUUUCGGUCAAAGGUUUUCGGGCCGCGCCGUGGCGAAGGCCGCGAGACAGAAACUGCGGAGCGCUGUGCUUCGCGUUGCAGGCAUGGAUCUCUGUCGCAGUUGUUUCUUCGUCGCUCAGAUGUCGCGGGCGGCCGAGCGAGAGCCUUCUGCCUUUCUGCCGCACCAUUGCGCAAUUCAGAAGCCUCGGGGAAAUCGGGAGUGCAGGAAGUUGUCCGAGACCGCCGGCUGCCACCGCCCUCGCGAAAAAACGUGGCCGGAAAACCUCGCGUCAACUGCGUGUGCGAAUGUCGCGGCGGGUGUAUGUACACCGCAGCAGGCAAGCGCUCCGCGAGCGACGUCGGUCGUUUCUCGGGCAGCUGGUCGUUUCUCGAGGGGUUUUUCGUGUUUCUGUGGACUUGUCAACAAAACAUUUUGCUUUGUCGCCCGGCUUCUGCCGUAUUUCGCCGUUCUGCUCCUCUCCGUCGCCACCCUUUGCUACUUUCUGUACGUGCAGCCUGCGAUUUGUGUGUCGGACACUGGCGCCGAAGACGCCUUUCCGGUGCUCCUCCCGCCUGUCCACCUGCGGGCUUCUCAACAGACGCAGCACCCGGGACGCUCGGCGAGUGCAGACGCGUCGACAGCUGCUGGCUUUCCUGAACCGACCGGAUCUUUGGAAGGGAACUCUUUUUCAGGGACGUCGUGGCUCUCGCUGUUCCCCGGACUCCAAGAGGCACCUUUGGAUCAGCAAUAUUUGGCGUUCUGGAUGCACUUCGUCCAGGCUGCGAGUCACCACCUUUUUCAAGUUCCGUUCUGCACCUACGUCGGACUGUUUUUGCUUUUUAAUGUCUUCUACAACUUUUACUUUGCAUGCACAGUUGAUCCGGGCCGCCCUCCCGUGCUCGUGUCGGCAAAGCGCGAAGCGGAGGGCGGCGCCACUGAAGAAGUUUUUGUCUAUUCAGCAGAGAGCGGCAAGAUGGAGAUAGCGGCUCUCACCUAUGUUCUUUCGCCCUCGUCUUCAUCACCUUCAUCGUGCGUCCCCGACAAGACGUUGACUGCCUGCGAGUCUGCAAAAGGCGAUUCCGAGCCCCGAGGACGCAGGGCGGCGUCCUGUCUUUCUCAUCAGUCUGGACAGCCUGUUCGGCGAAGUCUGAGGUUAGCGCUUCGCGCGCUUCGGCAGGAGACGAGUUCUAUUCGCGAAGAACCCCGAGAGCAACAGACCGCUUCCUCUUCUGCCAGGACGACUGCAGCUUCCUCGCCUGACGCCUCUGUUGAGCUCGCGUCGACAACCUCACAAAGUCACGACCGGGAGCGCGGAAAAGGGACCUGCAAGAAACCAAAUCAAAGUUUUGGUGUGGAGUCUGUUGAGAAGGACAGCGUCCCUUGCAGUCUUGGUCGAGAAGAGGCUGCUUUGGCGUGUCAUCUGUCGCCACGAGAUCCGCAGGCGGCUGCCUCGACCCCGCCUGCUGCCCUUCCGCUCGCGUCUCUCCGUCCAGCUGUCUCUGCAACAGAACCUUGUGCGAACCUGAGCGCGAAGGGUGAUCCAGAAGUCUGUAGCCACUCGAAUCGAGUGAACAGAGAAGGUGAAGGUUGUGCAGCUGUGAGUGAUUCUCCAAAUGGCAGGGGCCUGUGCUCUCGCCUUGUACCUCUCUGUUCCACGUGUGGGGGCGCGAAGCCGUUGCGGACGCACCACUGUCGGAUUUGCAAUCGGUGUGUGUUGAAGCAAGACCACCACUGUCCGUGGCUGAACCAGUGCGUAGGUUUGCACAACUACCGCUUUUUCUUUCUGUUUCUGUUCUUCCUGUUUCUCCUCCUCGUCCACACCCUCUGGGUCAUGCGCUUCUCGCUGUUUGGAGCCUUCGCCUUUCGGCGAGUCGUCGCCGAGAGCCGCGCGCACCACGCUCGACUCGUCUCGGAGCAGCUUGCCAUCGUGCGGCGCAGGCAAACCCUGCAUGCAGGGGAGACUGGCGGAGGCGCUUCGCCGUCUGCGCAGGACAGCCUGCGCGCCAGUUCGUCUUCGCCGCGAACGGAGGCAGAAAAGCAGCCCACGACGAGAGAAGAGAGUUUCUUCUCACUCUCGCGUCUUCUCCGCCUGCCCUUCUGGUUCUACUCCUUCCUCCUGUCGGUCGCGGAGGGCGACAAGAGCGACUUCGCGGACGCCGUCACCGACUUGCAGAUUCAGGCUCUGGUCGCGGAGUUGGAAGAGACGCUUCAGGCCAGACACGAGGCGCCGCUGAGAGAAGAACUGGCGCGCCAAGAGAGCAGCGAGCAAGAGUCGCGCAGGCCAGGAGAAGAGACGAAGAGUCCCACCCUUGCAGCUUCUCCUCUCGUUCAGACAGCCGUGCAAGACGCAGCGCGGGAAGCGUUCAAACUCGCAAGACGCCUUGCGAAACAAAGGGCGGGACCCCCCCCCUACGGAUUCCGCACUCUCGUCGUCGUCGACCGGCUGCUUCAGCACCAGCGAGACGUCGCCGCACAGAUAGCGAAGAACCGGAACGGAGAGAAAGGAAAAACAGAGAGUUUUGGGGGGCUGGACCCCUCCUGGUGGCUCUGGCAGGCCUGGGGCAGACAAGCGAUUUUAUUUGUCGGUCUCCUCGCCCUCAACGUCGGCGUCGCGGUCGCUGCUCUCUUCUUCUUCCACGUCUACCUCCUCAUGGGCAACCAAACCACCAUUGAAGUGCAGCGGAACUGCGCAACUCGGCGGAGACUUCGCAGCCUCGCUUCCGUCGCCUCUGGAUCGGCCUCCUCUCCCCCGUCGACUGCGUCUGCCUGCCCUCACCCUACUUCUCCACCUGAUAUUCCGUCCGCAGAGGCUGUCUCUUCCUCGUCGUCUUCCUUGUGUGCUGUUCCGAACGUCGGGCCUUCUGUCUUGUCUUCGCGUAGCGCUCCGUGUGUGCAUGCGUCUCGGGCAUCUCCGGAUCUUGAGGCCAAUGUGAAGCCUGGGGAUCUGUCGCUUGUCGGCUUUUUUUUGUUGUGUCUGCGCUCCUCGCGUCCCUCUGCGCUCCUGCCUUUCCACCGGGGCAUGCGGGAGAACUUCCGCGAGGUUUUUGGUCCGUCUCCGUUCCCUCUUUGUUUCUUUCCGUAUCUGGCGCAGCCGCCCAACCGAUCUCUUGAGGAGGUCUUGGGAACGAACCGAGUGUGAAACUCGAGAAAAAGCGCCUUUUGUGAAUCGGCCAUCUCCGCGGGAGUCGGUGCCUCCUGGGCUUCUGCGAGUUCGUCUUUUCUUCUGUUGGUACGCAGUGUCGAAUCUUCAAGAGAGAAACUCUAGAAUCAGCACUCCUCUACAUCCCGUCUACACCCGCUGCAGUCACUGCGGACUUCAGAGAACAGUUAACUCUUCUCCACGUAUUUAGGGCAUGCAGUUAACCGGUCAGGCAACAACUGAAGCUAGCCCCGCCCCGUGAGGGAUCAUGCAGGCGACCCUCUCUGCAUGCGCUGUGAAACUCGUCGUUUUAGAGGGAACGCUCCCGGGUAAAUCCACUACGUUUGAGGCGUCAGUCGCAAUCUGCACACAAAACGAGUGGACCGGCUUAUAUUCGGUAACCAGAGUGAUGGGUGCAUGCGUCGAGGCUGGGAAGCGCAGUGAGACGUGUGGAGCGGCGCAUAAGGAAUUUCCUUUUGGAGACAGCGAGAAGACGGUCUGGCUCUGAAGGCGAGGAGACUCUCAAACAUCAGGCUUCGGAAUGCACACAGAUAGAUGCAGGUCUCACUAGAUGGGCAGAGACAGGCGAUGAACAUGGAGAAACAGAUAUAGCGCCGUUGGAUGGAAACCUAUUCCACGCA